This is a messenger RNA of Aspergillus terreus NIH2624, 1209 nucleotides long. RefSeq names its product putative C2H2 finger domain protein. The coding region runs from base 1 to 1209 and encodes 402 amino acids. Gene Ontology annotation, molecular function: RNA polymerase II cis-regulatory region sequence-specific DNA binding; DNA-binding transcription factor activity, RNA polymerase II-specific. Gene Ontology annotation, cellular component: PcG protein complex; transcription regulator complex. The transcript has 3 exons. The record is from RefSeq and is a predicted model, not a curated record. Gene Ontology annotation, biological process: regulation of transcription by RNA polymerase II. NCBI's taxonomy places the organism in Eukaryota, Fungi, Ascomycota, Eurotiomycetes, Eurotiales, Aspergillaceae.
AUGAAGUCGGAGCCCGGCGUGACCGAAAGUGCGGAUCAACCGGUCCUUUCGUACCCUCCGCACGCCCCUCUGCCGAGCAUGCCCCAAGACGUGCGAUACGCUCCCCAAUCCCAUCCAGCUCCCGGCAUGCCCCUCAUGCAAACCCCGUAUGUCCCCGGAGGAUACGCGAGCGGUGCGCCCAUGCACAACGGUGCGGCUCCGCCCCCCAGGACCGAACCUCCGCCGAAAACUUUCCACUGCGGAACCUGUGGCAAGGGGUUCGCUCGGCGCAGCGACCUCGCGAGACAUGAGCGCAUUCACUCCGGCAUCCGUCCACACGCCUGCGACUGGCCCGGCUGUGGCAAGCAGUUUAUCCAGCGAUCGGCGCUAACUGUGCACUCGCGAGUUCAUACCGGCGAAAAACCGCAUAUGUGUGAAAGAUGUGGAAAGCCUUUUAGUGAUUCGUCUUCCCUCGCCCGACACCGUCGAAUUCACUCCGGGAAGCGGCCGUACAAGUGCCCAUACGCGAAUUGCCAGAAGACUUUCACCCGUCGCACCACGCUGACGCGUCAUCAAAACCAUCAUACGGGGACUAUUGAGGAGGCCGCGGCCGAAACGGAAGCCAAUCUUCGGCAGAACAAAGAGCGCUCAAGGGGCCCUGGCGAACCCAUGUUCUCGGAUCACGCAUCGGUCCAUUCAACGCCAUCUCCUGCGCAUUCAGGGAUCUCGGCUGGCGGUGAACUCCCGCCGUUAAACAUGCCUCGUUCGACCGGUGAUUACUACAUGGGCAGUGGCUCUAUCCCGCCUCAUGUUCGCGGGGAUUUCUCACAGGCGAGCCCUCGUGCUUCACCAACGGCGACCUCUCCUUCACUGUCCAGCUUCGGUAGCGCUCCCCACAGCCGACCUUCGAUGACUUCUCACCCCACUGGAUAUGGGCCUCCUCAGCCGCUUGAGCCGCCGGCGAACAACGAUCACCGCCCCAACAGCGUCAGCGGAAGUCCCCAUAUGCCCACCUUGGGUUGGGCUUCCCCUUCGCAUGGUAGCAUCCCAUCCCCGGGCUCGGCGAAUGACUUUCCGUACCCGGAACCUGGUGCUCCCGCGUAUCCGAGUUCAGUGCCUCCUCACAUGUACUUUUCCCAUUCUGCGGGCCGCCGCCCUACCAGCACCGAACCCGAAAACUACGAAAUGAAGCCCAAAAUGGGCGACAACUCCUGGUCGACCCCGGUCUAA